This is a messenger RNA of Drosophila takahashii, 922 nucleotides long. RefSeq names its product elongase F (gene eloF). NCBI's taxonomy places the organism in Eukaryota, Metazoa, Arthropoda, Insecta, Diptera, Drosophilidae. The record is from RefSeq and is a predicted model, not a curated record. Gene Ontology annotation, cellular component: endoplasmic reticulum membrane. Gene Ontology annotation, molecular function: fatty acid elongase activity. Gene Ontology annotation, biological process: fatty acid elongation, polyunsaturated fatty acid; fatty acid elongation, saturated fatty acid; sphingolipid biosynthetic process.
UAGAACGUAGAUCAAGAGUGGAACGGGCUUCCACAUAGCCACUAUGCCCGCUCCAGUAGAUCCUGUGAAGCUGCCCAUCUUCAGCGAUCCAUGGGUGGUUUCGGCUACUCUGCUCGGCUACCUGCUGAUUGUCCUCGGAGUGGGUCCCAGACUCAUGAUGAACCGAAAGCCCUUCGAUCUGCGUGGCGUUAUUAAGGUCUACAAUAUCAUGCAGAUCGUUUACAACGGUGUGAUUUUCGUAUUAGGAUUCCACUUCCUCUUCGUCUCGAGGGCCUACAGCUUGAGCUGCUUCAAGCAUCUGCCGAUGGACCAUGAACUGAAGGAUAGGGAGCGCUUCAUCACCAGUUGGUAUAUGGUCAAUAAAUUCGUAGACCUUGUGGAAACUGUGUUCUUCGUUCUGCGUAAAAGGAAUAGGCAGAUAUCGUUCCUGCAUGUCUUUCACCAUUUCUCCAUGGCAUUAUCCGGUUAUCUGUACUAUUACUUCUUUGGAUAUGGCGGCAUCGCGUUUCCGCUGUGCUUCCUAAACGUAGCCGUCCAUGUCGUCAUGUACACCUACUAUUACCUCUCCUCGAUCAGCCUGGAGGUGCAGCAGAGUCUGUGGUGGAAGAAGUACAUCACCCUCGUCCAGCUGGCGCAGUUCGCGUUAAUCAUGUCCCUCUGUAUGUACACGCUAACGGAUCGAAACUGUAGUGCCAACAAGCCGUUGACAAUUGGAUGUGGUCUUCUGGCCGCCUCAUUCACCGUGCUGUUCUGCCAAUUUUAUUUCAACACCUACAUCCGAACUGGCAAGAAGAAAUCGAAACAGGACAGCCAUUAACGGUUCAAGUCCUUACAGGAUUAAGUUUAAGAAGAAAAACCCUUUAAAAUUGUAUAUUCUCUUUGAAACUAGUUGGUGGGCAUAGCGCAAAUAAAAAUUAAAGAC